AUGUCCAAAGCCUUCAGCAUCUCAGGGCGCAUCUCGUCCACACCCAGCACCUUGCCGCCCAGCAGCUUCGCCUCCUUCUUCAGCCAGACGGCUUCCUUGACUGGUGUUCUUCUUCCAGCAGCUCUGCUCCAAGACCCCCAGGACCUUCAGGACCUUCAGGACCUCCAGGACCGCCAGGACAGCCAGGACCGCCAGGACCUCCAGGACCGCCAGGACCAGUGUCCAGGCGGCUCCUGCAGCCCUCAGCUGGGUGACCUGAUGGUGGGUCGAGCUGCUCAGCUCUCGGCCUCAUCGACAUGCGGUCUGGACGGACCUCAGAACUACUGCAUCAUAGGAUACUUGGAGGAGGGGCAGAAAUGUUUUACAUGUGACUCUCGUCUGCCGUACGAUCGCUACAGCAACCCGAACAGCCACCGCAUUGAGAACAUCAUCACGACCUUUGACCCCGAGAGAAAAAUGAAGUGGUGGCAGUCUGAGAACGGUGUUCACCAGGUCAGCAUCAGGUUAGACCUGGAGACAGUGUUCCAGUUCAGUCACCUGGUCCUCACCUUCAAGAGUUUCCGUCCAGCAGCCAUGUUGGUGGAGCGAUCAAAGGACUUUGGACGAACCUGGAAGGUUUUUCGUUACUUCGCAGAAGACUGUUCACUUCAUUUCCCUUCAGUGUCCAGUGAGCUGGCCGACAGCGUCGAUGAUGUCAUCUGUGACAGCAGAUACUCUGGAUCAGAGCCAUCCACUGAUGGAGAGGUGGUGCUCAAAGCUCUGGAUCCCAUCUUUGAAAUACAAAACCCAUACACACCAAACAUCCAAGAUCUCAUCACUGUGACCAACAUUCGGGUGAACUUCUCUCGUCUCUUCACACUCGGUGACACUCUGCUGAGUCGGAGACGCAGAAACCCUCAGGACAAAUAUUACUACGCACUCUACAACAUGGUGGUGAGAGGAAGCUGCUUCUGUAAUGGACAUGCCAGCCGCUGUACACCUGUGGAUGGAGGACGGGGGGACGUCUUCACCCAGACUGGCAUGGUUCAUGGUCGUUGUGUUUGUCAGCACAACACGGCUGGAGAGAACUGUGAGAAAUGUCAGGACUUUCACCAUGACUCCCCCUGGAGGCCUGGAGGAGAAGACACAGCUGACAUCUGCAGGAGAUGUAACUGUCAUGGACACUCGGACUCGUGUCACUUCGACGCCAUUCGUUUCGAAGUGACGGGUGGCAUGAGCGGCGGUGUGUGUGAUGAUUGCCGCCAUGACAGGACAGGGCCUCAGUGUGAACAGUGUCGACCUUUCCUGUUCCAGGAUCCACAGCGAGCAACGGACGACCCGCACGCCUGCAUACCUUGUGACUGUGACCCGGCCGGUUCUCAUGGCGGAGGUCUUUGUGACGCUCUGAGCGGUCAAUGUGUCUGUAAAGAAAAUGUGGAGGGUCAACGCUGUGAUCGUUGCAAACAUGGCUUCUUUAAUCUGAGACAGGAUGACCCGGCCGGUUGCCAAGUGUGCAGGUGUCAUGUUUUGGGAAGUGUUGGGUACUGUGAUCAGCUGACAGGAAGUUGUGAAUGUGACCGUUUGGCGAGCGGGCCAUUGUGUGAUCGAUGUCUGGCAGGUUUCUGGGGUUUGGGAAACUCUGCAUUCAGAUGUUCACCCUGUGACUGUGACAUUGGAGGAGCUCACGGCACCACGUGUUCUCCAGAGGACGGACAAUGUAAUUGUUUACCAAACAUGAUUGGUCGGCGCUGCUCUGACCCUGCACCCGGGUACUUCCUGCCUCAACUGGACUACUUCCUGUAUGAGGCGGAGCUUGCCACCCCACUGCACGGAGGAAGCUCGCCUCCUCCUACUAAUUCUCCGUCAUCUUCUUCUCUGGUGAUUUUACCACAGUGUGAGAAGUACUACAGAGAGCAGGGCUUUGACUUCAAAUUCAGUAGUGGACGAGUUGUCCUGGUUCGGAGGACUCGUCGACUUGCCCGCCAAAGGAGACAGGGACAGCAGAGCAGCAUCCCUCUGUACCCCGGUCACGCCCUGCAGAUCAUUACCCGGCAGAGAACACCUGAUCAGCCAAUCACCUGGACUGGCCUGGGAUUAGUGAGAGUGUUGGAGGGGGCGGGGCUUCGAUUUACUGUGAACAAUCUGCCGUCAUCAAUGGAUUACCAGCUGCUAAUUCGCUAUAAGAUGGAGUCUCCAUUUGAUUGGCUGGCUUCAGUCAGCAUCAUCAUGCUGUCCCCAGGUGAGGGUGGCUGCAGCAACAACCCAACAGGACGUGAAACUCUGAUUCUUCCUGGAAACUCUGGAGCAGGUAUUCUGGAUUCUGCAGUGUGUCUGAACGCAGGCGGUCGGUACUUUGUGGAUGUCGUCUUUAACAAACAGCCUGGAUCUGAUGGAUCUGAUGGAUCUGAUGGAUCUGAUGGAUCAUACAUCCUGAUCGACUCGAUGGGUCUGAUUCCCCGAAUCGAGUCUGUCCAGAACUUCUGCUCUCAGAGUGACCUUGAAUCUUUCCGCCGCUUUCGCUGCAUUGGAUUGGCCGCUGAGCUUGACUCGCAGGCGUCAGUGCCGGAGCGCUGCGAGGGACUCAUCAAAAGCCUGUCGGCACAAAUCCACAAUGGAGCUGUUGUUUGCAGGUGUAAUGUCAUUGGUUCUCUCGGACCAUCCUGCAGUAAACUGGGUGGGUUCUGUGAAUGUAAACCCAACGUGAUUGGCCGUUGCUGUGAUACCUGUGCACCACUGACGUUUGGUUUAGGAUCUGAUGGCUGCAAACCGUGUGAGUGUGACACUCGUGGUUCAGUGUCAGAGCUGUGUGAUCAGGUCAGAGGUCAGUGUGCAUGUCGCUCAGAGGUGACGGGGCGACGCUGUGAUCGCUGUCAGACGGGAUUCUGGGGUUUCCCAUUCUGUCGACCCUGUGAAUGUAACGGACUGUCAGAGGUGUGUGACGAAGAGACCGGAGAGUGUGUGAACUGCAAAGAGCACAGCACGGGACUGCACUGUGACAGGUGUGUGGAGGGUUACUAUGGUGACCCUGUCUCCAGACAGCCCUGUCAGCCCUGCUUGUGUCCAGAUGUUCAGGGCAGUGGACGAUUCUUCGCCACUUCUUGUCAACACAACCCACAGUCCCUCAGUCUGACCUGCAACUGCAGAGAGGGGCACACAGGUCCACGUUGCGAUAGAUGCAACCCUGGUUUCUAUGGUGACCUGACGGUACUGGGUGCUAGCUGUGAGGAGUGUCCCUGCAACAACAACAUCAACCCAGACGACCGCGACUCCUGCGACAGCCUGACAGGCGACUGUCUGUGCUGCCUCCACAACACGAUGGGACCACGCUGCCAAAACUGCAAACCUGGUUACUACGGCAACGCCUUGGUGCAGGACUGCAAAGAAUGCUCCUGCAACCGGCGGGGGACGGAGGUGACUCGGUGUCCUCUGGGGAGUCCCUGUUUCUGUGAUUCAACUACAGGACAGUGUCCCUGCAGGAGGGGCGUAGAGGGGAUCCUCUGUGACGAAUGUGAAGACGGAUACUGGAACCUAGACGGACCGUCAGGGUGUCAGCCCUGCAGCUGUGACCCCGUCAACUCCCUGUCCAACAUAUGCAACAAGGUGACGGGACAGUGUCCGUGUCGUCCUGAGUUUGGAGGGAGACAAUGUGAUGAAUGUGGAGAAAACCACUUUGGAAAUCCAGAUCUGCAGUGUAUCUCUUGUGACUGUAACCUGGAGGGAACCGAGCGUCCAUCAUGUGACCCUGAAACCGGUGAGUGUAUCUGUAGAUCUGGUGUCACUGGGAUCUUCUGUGAUGAGUGUGCUGCCGGCUACAGCUCAGUGUUCCCGGCCUGCGAGGAGUGCCACCCCUGCACUGCCCUCUGGGCCGAAAAUGUCACCGAUGUCCAGCGAGCCGCCCAGAGGAUGAAAACCUUCAUCCCUCACCACAGUGAUGACCUGCGGCCUGGAGACAGUCACCGCUGGCAACAGAUGCUGGAGAUGCACUCCAAGCUGGACAACCUCACCAACCUGACAGGACUCUCCCUGCCAAAGGUGGAGAAGGUGGAGAAAUUGUGGGGGAAGAUUGGGAAGUUGAAAGACGCCCUUGACCCGAUCAUGAUCCUGAUCAACCCAUCUCCUCUCCUCAACACUGAAAUUGACAACAUUCAUCUGGAUUUCAAGAAGCUGCUGAACAGCUUGAAGGAGAAAGUCAUCAAGGAUCCAGAUGAUGAAGAUGAUGAAGGCAACCUGGAAGAGCUGCAGGACGAGAUUCAGAAGCUUCAUACAGAGUUCAUGUUGGAUGAGAAGAGGGUAAAAAAUGCCAAUAAAGGUUUGGAGGACUCCAUGGACACCAGACAGGAAGUCAAACACAAACUGAGCACGUGCAGCAAAGGAGGAGGAAGAGACCUGGCACCGCUGGAGAUGAAGAUCAAAGAGCUCAGUGUGGUACAGUUCAACCGAAAGGUCUGUGGAGGACCAGGUCUGGAGGACUGUUCAGGAUGUGGUGGAGCUCUGUGUGGUCUGGAUCUGGGAGACAGGAAGUGUGGAGGUCCAAACUGUGAUGGAGUCGUUCCUGUGAGUCAGAAAGCUUCAGAAACAGCUGAGAGAGCCAAGGACCAACUCAUCACACUCCAAUCCAGACUAGAGGAGUCCAAGAACAAGAUCAAUUAUGCCAAACAGACAGCUCAGGACACCAAAGACCAGGCCAAAGACCUGCAGGACCGGAAAAACGCCAACAUGGACUCCUUCGAGAGAGAGAAGACCAAAACAAGGGAGCUCAUCCAGCAAGUCAAAGACUACCUGAUAGAUGAGAUGGUUCCUCCAGAAGACAUUGAGAAAAUGGCCCGAGCUGUGCUGGACAUCCAGCUGCCACGAUCUCCUGUGCAGAUCCGAUCAAUGAUCAAUGACAUCAAGAAUCUGUUGUCAAAUGCUACACACUUCCAGGAUGACCUUAAGAGCCUGGAAGAGCGCACCAUGGCCACCCAGGACCUGCUGCAGGAAGCUCAGAAACUCAAGGAGCGGACAAAGGACAUCGAUGUGACAGAGAUCAGAAGAGACAUUUAUGAAGCAGAGAGAGCUCAGGACAAAGCCAACAAUGACCUGGAAACAGCCAGCCGAGACGGAGACAUGAGCAAAGAGCAAAUCCAAGACAUUAAAGACAAACUGGAAAAUAUUGAAACAAAGCUGAUGAAUCGUCAACCUGAAGAUCUGAAGAACGAGAUGGAAGCUCUGAAAAAGAAAAAUGAACAGAGCAGAGAGAUGGCAGGAGAGGCACAAGAGGCUGCAGAGUCCGCUUUUACCACCACAGACACACAGACAGAGCUGGAUGAUGUGAUGAAGCUGUUUGAGGUUUUAAAGCAGAAAAACUCCAGUCGGGCGGUUCAGGGUGAAGCUGGAGAACUACUGAAAAACAUCACGGAGGAGGCGGAGGAUAUGAAGAGACAGGUGGCAGACAAACUCAGACAGAUACAAGGUCUGGAGCAGAAGAUCCAGCAGCUAAUCAGGAGUAAAGAGCAGAAAUCAGCUGAAGUCUCCAUGUUGUUGCAAACAGUCGAUUCACUUCGAAAGGAAAUCUCCAAACGAGCCGAAGGAUACGUCAGCUGUACUUCAUGA
Molecule: messenger RNA, 5571 nt
Organism: Seriola dumerili (greater amberjack)
Lineage: Eukaryota; Metazoa; Chordata; Actinopteri; Carangiformes; Carangidae
Gene: lamb4
Product: laminin subunit beta-4-like
Exons: 34
Coding region: 1-5571 (1856 amino acids)
Biological process (GO): cell migration; substrate adhesion-dependent cell spreading; basement membrane assembly
Cellular component (GO): laminin trimer
Source: RefSeq, a predicted model, not a curated record